AUGAAUAUAAUUGAUGAACGUAUGUUCAAAUUUUUACUUAAAUCUAUUAGGACGUGAGGACCUUUCGAGUAUUUGAUGGCAGUUUUUGCAGCCUCGUUUAACAAUGAGAUACUUACUUAUGUUUGGAUUAUAGCCUUUGUGAGUGUGCCAAUUUCGUAUGGAACAAGUGUAAUAUGCUGCUUGCUUCCAAUACUCAUCUCGAAAGCAACUUGCUACCUUAAAGAGAAAAUAUGCAGAGAGAGACCGACGCUUUAUCAGCCACGAAUUGAAGCUUUGAUGUUCGAGUUCAGAAAAAAGGACUCAAAUUAUUCAAUGCCAUCUUGUGAUUCUGCUCAGGCCGCAGCGUUUUGAACUUUUUUUUGUAAACACACUUGAAUGCCUUGGUGAAUUGGAAUUUUGAUGACAAUUGGAACGAUGUUUUCUAGAGUCUAUUAUAUGUGUCAUUAUCCAACAGAUGGUUUAGUUGGAGCUUUUAUAGGAAUGAUGAUAGCUCUUCUUAUGGAUUAUAUUAUAUUAGGAUAA
Molecule: messenger RNA, 522 nt
Organism: Blepharisma stoltei
Lineage: Eukaryota; Ciliophora; Heterotrichea; Heterotrichida; Blepharismidae
Source: the annotation of a GenBank genome assembly